Molecule: messenger RNA, 747 nt
Organism: Dermatophagoides farinae (American house dust mite)
Lineage: Eukaryota; Metazoa; Arthropoda; Arachnida; Sarcoptiformes; Pyroglyphidae
Source: RefSeq, a predicted model, not a curated record
AUGUGUAUUGGUCGUUUUGAUGUAGGUGGAUUUUUCUGUGUUGAUCAUGGCCAAUGUCGCCAUAAUACAACAUCAUCAUCCUCUUUGAUUUUAAGUGAUGAUGAAGCAACAUACUCACCACAUGUUGGUUAUCGUUUAUAUUAUAUUGAUCUAUUUCGUUAUCUACUUUAUAUAUCGGCAUUUUUCAUUCUAUUCAAUUCAUUUGAAUUGUAUGCCGAUGAUUUUUUGGAACUAUAUCGUAUGGACAAAAAAUCGACCGUACCAACAUCAACAUUUCUGUUUUUAGUGGGCAGUGUAAUGGCUGUCGGUAUGAUCUAUUUGUUUAGAUUCGAUGGUCUUAUCUAUAAAUUGUUCAUAUUCAUAAGUCUAAUUUCGAGCAUAUUGUUUGGCCGAUGGUUGUUGGCGCCCAAAUUUUCAGGUGAUAGUGUUGUACGUUUAAUACCAUAUUAUUUCGGUUUAUUCAUCUCUUUCAUCAUAAUCAUUAUGGUUAUUUUCGAAUUGAACGAUCUGACUAUUGGUUUUGGUGGUGAACAACAAAAACAUAAACCAAUCAAACAUUGUCAUCACCAUAAAAAUAAUGAUUUGUCUGAUGUUGAAAAAAAUAACAACACCAAUUCUAGUAGAAGCAAACACCAUUUCCAUAACCAUCAUCAUCAUCACCGUCACAAUUGUCGUUCGCGAAAUCGACAAAAUCGUCGGACAACAAAACAACAACAACAACAACAGCAACCAAACAACGAUCAUUAA